AACGUCACGACGAUAUUAUUAAGGCGAGGUUUUUCCGUCUGUGUACUUUCAGUAAUAGCAGCAGCAGUCAGCAGUAGCGUAACCCCCCAGGAUUCUUGUAGCAGCGACGUUACGAGCCUGUAUAAUUAUUGUUGGACGUAGUCUGUUGAGUGGUGUUUAGUUUUUUUUUUUAAACUUUCGCCCAUUGUUUUUAGAUUGGGAAUAUUGUCAUUUUUCUUCACUGUAGUUAGAAAAAAAAAAAAACGAUAUAUAUUCACCACCAUCAUAACCUACACCGACUGUAACCCUUUAAAAAUACAUCUUGAUUUUUCUAUCGUUCUUGUCCCUUGUUUCUUCUAAGUGACAGAAUGGGAUUCGAAGUGUGUGGACCUAAUGAGGUGAUGGUCAUCUCAGGAUGCUUUCACAGUCAACCAGCAUAUAUCCGUGGAGGGAGAGCUUUUGUUUGGCCUGGCAUUCAGAAAAUACAGAGAUUGUCUUUAGCAACUAUGAGCUUAGCUAUAGAAAGCCAACAUGUCUACACAAAACAGGGCGUGGCUAUCUCCAUGACAGGUAUUGCACAAAUUAAAGUACAAGGUUCCAAUGAUGAAAUGCUUCACACUGCAUGUGAACUAUUCCUUGGCAAAAAUGAAAAUGAGAUCGAGAAGGUUGCCAAAGAGACACUUGAAGGUCACCAGCGUGCCAUAAUGGGAAACAUGACUGUCGAGGAAAUCUAUAAGGAUCGCAAGAAAUUUUCCAAAGCUGUGUUUGAAGUUGCCUCUUCGGAUUUAGUCAAUAUGGGGAUCUAUGUUGUUAGCUAUACAUUAAAGGACAUUAGAGAUGAUGAGGGUUACCUUAAGGCACUAGGCUUAAAACGUACUGCUGAAGUCAAAAGGGAUGCCAGAAUUGGUGAGGCUGAAGCUAAAAGAGAUGCUGGAAUACGAGAAGCCAAAGCUGAUGAACAAAAGAUGGCUGCUCGUUAUGCCAAUGAUAUUGAAAUUUCCAAAGCUCAGAGAGAUUUUGAAUUGAAGAAAGCCGCUUAUGAUCAAGAAGUAAACUCUAAGAAAGCUAUGUCCGAUAUGGCUUACGAUCUUCAAGCUGCUAAGACUAAACAAAAAAUCAAAGAAGAAGACAUGCAAGUUGUAGUGGUUGAAAGGACUCAACAAAUUGCUGUUCAAGAGCAGGAAAUUAUUCGCCGAGAACGAGAACUUGACAGUCAAGUCCGAAAACCUGCUGAAGCUGAGAAAUAUAGGUUGGAGAAGAUAGCAGAAGCUAAUAGAAACCGGAUUAUUCUUGAAGCUGAAGCUAAUGCUGCUGCUAAGAAGAUGAAAGGCGAAGCUGAAGCUUAUGCUAUUCAAGUGAAGGCAAAGGCCGAUGCUGAACAAAUGAAACACAAAGCUAUUGCUUGGCAGUCAUAUGAGGACGCUGCUAAAACCGAUAUGAUCCUGGAAGCUCUUCCAAAGAUUGCUGCAGAAAUUGCGGCACCAUUGGCUCAGUGCCGUAAGGUAACCAUGGUUUCUACAGGAAAGAGCGAAAUCGGUGCAGCUAAACUGACUAACGAAGUCCUCCAAAUCAUGGAGAAACUGCCACAUGUUAUUGAGGGAUUGACAGGUGUAAAUCUCAUCAGUCAGCUGCUCAAGAAUGAAAAUCCAUCUAAGAAGUUUACUUUGCAAUAAAGUAGUUCCAAGAUUGGUCCCCCUUCAUGGUACUUUUGACAAUGGCAUCCUCACGUGCUAUGGUGUAAACAGAUAAUGGUUUGGAGUUUUUGUGGUGCUUACCAUGACAGCUCAUUAUGAAAAGUAUCAGUUACUCUGGAAAAGUUCAUCAAAUUUCUUUUUCAUUAAUACUCAGAGAAUCAGUGAACGCUGAUCCUCCUCUGCCCUUUUUUUUUUUUUUAUCAUUUAGCCAGCUAUUUCAAGUUAUUUGAUAUCUGUAAUUUGUUUUAUUGGCUUUCUAAAUAUCUUUAUAUGAAUUCAUAAGCAAAUCUAACUUUGCCUUCAUUAUAAAAAUAUUGUGAUGAGCAAAUGGUGUAGCUGUAAGUCCUCGGGUAAAUGGGGAUCAUGUGUCGCCCAGCUUUCAGUUGCUGAUUGAGAAUGAAACAAAUCUUUACUGAUUCUGCUUAUGUUUGUGGGAAAAGUAUGGACAUCACAGCAUCCCAUUUUCCUAUCUCCCUUAAAACUGAUUUCGUACUUAAGAAAUUAUUAUUAUUAUCAUUGUCAUCAUCUCAUAAUCACUGUAUCUAUUCAGUAUUCUGUUAUAUUUUCUUUUAAACACCAUAAUUACAAAUUAUUUUAUUCUCCAAAAGUUUAUUCCAUUUUAGAAAAGAUUUCUUCAAAUACAUUUUUGAACAUCCUAAUUUUUUUGUUUUUCUUUUCAAUAAAAUGAGUAUCAUAUUUUGCAAA
Messenger RNA from Octopus bimaculoides (California two-spot octopus), 2378 nucleotides. RefSeq names its product flotillin-1. Gene Ontology annotation, cellular component: plasma membrane; cytoplasmic vesicle; flotillin complex. Gene Ontology annotation, biological process: regulation of receptor internalization; positive regulation of cell-cell adhesion mediated by cadherin; protein kinase C signaling. NCBI's taxonomy places the organism in Eukaryota, Metazoa, Mollusca, Cephalopoda, Octopoda, Octopodidae. The record is from RefSeq and is a predicted model, not a curated record. Gene Ontology annotation, molecular function: protease binding.